This is a messenger RNA of Aspergillus oryzae RIB40, 3327 nucleotides long. RefSeq names its product oxygenase MpaB family protein. Lineage: Eukaryota; Fungi; Ascomycota; Eurotiomycetes; Eurotiales; Aspergillaceae. The record is from RefSeq and is a predicted model, not a curated record. The coding region runs from base 1 to 3327 and encodes 1108 amino acids. Gene Ontology annotation, molecular function: oxidoreductase activity. The transcript is spliced from 10 exons.
AUGAAAACAAAAAGUGACGCGUACAUUGACCAGGAAGAUGAUUACUCCUCCGUCGAUGUGGAGAAGGGCUAUUCCAUGCCUGAAAUCUCUGAUCUGGCAAUGCUGGAGCUCCAGAUGGUCGCUCGGGAAAGCAUCACUUUUGUCGGAGGCCCUGCGGCAAUCCUGCUCCAAAUUGCACACCCUUUGGUAGGAGCUGGCGUCGCAGAUCAUAGCACUUUCAAAACCCGCGCUAUCAGUCGGGCGGAGUAUACCCAGAUGUACAUCUACUGUAUGAUCUUUGGCACUACUUCUGAAAAGGCCGCCAUGAGGGCAUACGUCGAUAAAGCCCACUCUCGUGUCGGGGGGCAACAUAACAGACAAUCAUACAACGCCAAAGACCCUGAGCUCCAGGUGUGGGUGGCAGCCACGAUCUAUGCCACUAUGGUCAAUAUGUACGAGUUGAUCUAUGGGCCGCUUAAUUCGACGAGGGCCGAAAGAGUCUAUCAGGCAUUCUCAAUCAUGGGGACGUCGCUUCAAGUCUCACCCGAGAUGUGGCCAAAGAACCUCACGGAGUUUCAGCUCUACUGGGACGAUAUGGUGAACAAGAGACUGUGUGUGACGCCGGAUGCCCGGGCAGUUUUGCAUGAUAUCUUUCACCCGGCCAAAGGUCUGCCACUGUGGGCCCGGCCACUGGCUGUUAUAGCGAUGCCAUUUGUGAAACGCCUCACUAUCGAACAGUUGCCUCCCCGAGUGCGUGAUCAAUUUUUCCUGAAGUCGACAAAGUCUUCUCGACUCAUUUCUGGCCUCUUUAUCACUGGAAUGUCCGGUGUCUAUCCCUUCAUGCCACUGUUCGUACGACAGUUUACGAAGACCUACAUGAUGGGCCAGAUGAGGAGGCGGAUAAAGAAACGUGUUUUAUAUAUUCCACCAAUUAACCUGAAGGAAGAGCCUUUCAUUAUACAGCGGUCGUGUAAUUGUCCAAGGGAAAGCCUUCAGGAGUACACAGAAUUGGAGUACGACAUUUAUUUUGUGGAGUUUCGCAACGGACUCCACGCGAUUCGAGAAUACACCGUGGUGCCCGCAGACUACAUAAAUCAUUACAUUAUUGAUCAGAGCAUUAGAUACGGAUUGUUUCAGGUGCGCUUAUACAUCUUCACAGGGCACACUCGGAAUCCCAAAAUAUUGGUCAGCAAUGGCAGCAACUGCAGGGUAGAGAGGGAAAGACAUACAGCUACAACUGCCUUGAUCAACGGGAUGAUGUUUUGCACCAGUGUCGUUAGUGUGUCUCCAGUGAAAAUCGGUAGGAUAGCAUUGACAAGACCCGGUAUUGCAGAGAUGACUGUGCCGAUAUCAUUCAGGAAGUCGGUUGUCAGAAUGCCAGUCAGAUCCAGUGGCAAAAGACUGUUCAGCAGCUUAGGCACUGCGUCUAGCAGCGAGCUCACUGCGUCACUGCCGACCACUGAAAUCAAGCUCUGGACAAUGGCCGGAACUUCAUUGAGUACAGACCCAACGUUGUUCAGAAGAUCGGGCGUAAUCAGAUCCUUGAGAACAUUUUCUCCUGGAACGAUAAUGUCUUGGUGGAAUAACAGCAUGGUGUCGUUGAGAAGAGGCGGCACGGUAUCAACCAGCCCUCCAACGUCUCCCAGGAAUUCCUGUGUCAACAGCGUGGAUAUGACGUUCUCUAUAGGUCCAAGAAGCUCUGUGCCAAAAAUGGGGACCAAGCUGUGCAGCAGUGGUGGUAUCGCUGCCAGGACGGAGCCAACAUCAGUAACGAAUUGCUUAGUGACAAGUCCAGUGAGAGCCUUUUCAAGCGCCAGGAUAAUGUCCACAUUCAAGAUUGGCAGUAUACCGUUGAUGAUAUCUGGCAGUCCUGCAAUCAGGUUUUCCACGGCAUCACUUCCGAUGAUGGGAAUGAUAUCUCCCACCACAGGGAUGACUGCGUUAACCAGAGAGGUCAAAUCCUUGAUGAACUCUGGGGUUAUGAUGGCCGCCAGCAGAUUCUCGAUCGCCGAGAUGAGAUCUUUGUUGAAGAUUGGAACAAGGUCGUGCACCAACGGCGGGAUCAGACUUGCAAUACUGCUGAUAUCACUGAUGAACUCAGGAGUGACGAUAUCGGUUACGAUCUGCACCAGUGAUUUGAUGAUAUCACCCUGUAGCAAUGGCAGCACAUCCUGUAUGAUUGACGGGACAGCGGCGAGUACUGACUCAAUGGCGGAAAUGAAGUCAGGAGUCAGGAUCUUGGGAAUGAGCUCCUCAAUGGGCGGAAGCAGGGGUAGAAGGGCGUUGACGAUCAGGUCUUCAAGCGAGGGUAUCAGUGGCAGUAGCGUGUUGAUCAUACCAGGGACCUUAGAGAGGAGCGAUUGGACGGCUGAUAUUAACUCCGGAGUCAGAACCUGUUGCAGGACGUCCUCUAGCGUAGGCAGGAGAGGCAAUAGCGUAUUCACCAAUCCCGGCACUGCGUUAAGAACCGACUCGAUGACCUGUAGGAGCUCCGGUGUGAGAACCUUCGUGACCAGGUUGACCAAGUCCGGUAGGAGCGGUAGCAGACUAUUGAUCAGUCCUGGUACGGCAUCGAGGAUUGAUCCAAGCGCACUUAUGAGCUCCGGUGUGAGAAUCUUAGUGAUUAGAUUCACUAGGUCUGGCACAAGCGGUAGCACGCUAUUUAUCAGUCCUGGCACUGCAUCGAGGACGGAUUCGAGCGCACUGAUGAGCUCAGGUGUUAGAAUCUUCUUAAUCAAUUCCUCAACCUUUGGCAGGAGGGGUAACAGGCUAUUCAGCAGCCCUGGCACGGCGUCAAGAAGCGAUUCAAGGGUCUGCAGGAGCUCCGGUGUUAGAACUUUCUGGAUCAAGUUCACCAAGUCCGGCACCAGAGGUAACAGGCUAUUGAUCAGUCCUGGUACGGCAUCGAGGACUGAUUCGAGCGCACUUAUAAGCUCUGGCUCUUCAAUCUUCGGCACGAGCGGUAACAGACUGUUUAGCAGCCCUGGCACAGCAUCAAGCAGCGAUUCAAGGGUCUGCAGGAGCUCCGGUGUCAGAACCUUCUUUAUUAGGUUGACCAAGUCCGGCACCAGCGGUAACACGCUGUUUAUCAGAUCUGGUACAGCGUUGAGCACCGAUUCGAGUGCAUUUAUGAGCUCUGGUGUUAGAACCUUCUCAAGUAACUCCUCAAUCUUUGGCACGAGCGGCAGAACCGUGUCCAAAAGACCUGGCACUGCCUGGAUUAAUGAUUUGAUGUCAUUCACAAACUCUGUCGUCAGGACUUCCUUGAGCAGAUUGACGAGAGGGUCCAGGAGAGGCAGAAGCUCCUGGAUGAUGGGUGGCAGAGCCUUGAUCAAUGACCCGAUCUGA